Molecule: messenger RNA, 4282 nt
Organism: Podarcis lilfordi (Lilford's wall lizard)
Lineage: Eukaryota; Metazoa; Chordata; Lepidosauria; Squamata; Lacertidae
Source: the annotation of a GenBank genome assembly
AUGCGCGGCAGCCUACAAACCAGAGAACAUCUACCCUCUAGCGGCGCCACGGCCCCCGAUGAAUUUGAGUUUGACACCCCUGAUCUACAGUAUCUACUGUAGUAUAAGAAUAAAGUGCGGAUUGCUCUCCACUUACAGCCCACUUUUUGAGGGCGAUAUCUGAUGCUGAACAGGCCUCCUCUAUUUUCUUAGUUCACAUGGGCCUCUUACUUUCCACUAGAGAACAGCAGCAGCCUGAAUUAGCCAUUUGUAUUUUGGACUCCAACUUCCUGGCCAGCAUGGUCAAUUGUUAGACAUGAUGGAAGUUGUAGUCAAGCAAUAUCUUGAGGGCCAAAGGUUGCUAUAGGUUGAUGUUUUAUUAUGUUAGUUGGCCAGUCAUUUUCUGCAUAUGGGGUGCUUCUUAUCUGUGUCUUUUAUAGGUUGUGCAUAAGAGCGAUGCUGACCAGGUUACAGUUAUUGAAGCAUGUGCUACAGUCCAUGAAGCCCUUGCAGCUGCUGCUGAGCUGGCCAAACAAGGUAAUGGAAUGCUGGGUUCUUUCCGCCCCCCCCUUGUGGAAUUCUCUGAUCUUUUGCUUCCUCUUAAGCAUCUAUAUCCCUUUAUAAUCAAACACUUGGAUGCUGCCACCAUAACCUCCGAUGCCAUAGCCAUCAGAGGCCAAAUCACCACUGCUGAGGAUCACUAGAGAAUAAGCAACUUGCUCAUCAUGUUUGCUUCAAAAUGACUGGGGAAUGAAGGUUGUGACUGUGGAACCAUGGCACAGGAUGCUUGUGAAGAGAAACUAUUCACGACAAUGGUUCAUCUUGCUUUUUUGAUAAUAAUAAUAAUAAAUUUUAUUUAUAUCCCGCCCUCCCCAGCCAAAGCCGGGCUCAGGGCAGCUAACAACAAUCAAAUAAUCAAACAAUCAAAUAAUCCAACAUUCUAAAACAUUUCAUUAUAAAAAUUAAUUAAAAUCAAAUUAAUGGCAACCGUUAAGCAAAGUUCUGUGCAGGUUGCCAGAGGAGGGAGUCAGGCUGGGCCCUGACCAAAGGCCUGGUGGAACAACUCUGUCUUGCAGGCCUUGCGGAAAGAUGUCAGGUCCCGCAGGGCCCUAGUCUCUUGUGACAGAGCGUUCCACCAGAUUGGAGCCGCAGCCGAGAAAGCCCUGGCUCUAGUUGAGGCCAGCCUAACCUCUCUGAGGCCUGGGACCUUCAGGAUGUUUUUAUUUGCAGACAGUAGGUUCCUCUGUGGGGCAUACCAGGAGAGGCGGUCCCGUAGGUACGAGGGUCCUAGGCCGUAUAGGGCUUUAAAGGUUAAAACCAGCACAUGACAUGUUGUGUCUGCAAUUGCCAGUUGUACAAGUGUGGCUAUAUGUUAGCACUGGAAUAUCACCACUCUUACAAGUGCCCUGCAAUUAAAAAAAAAAAAGUGGAAGGCCCUCCCAAAGGAGGUGAAUCAGUCUCCUUCACUGUGAACUUUUAGGAUAUAUUUAAAAUGAUUCCUGUUUACUUGGCCAAUUGAUGGCUGAAAAUUCUGACCCUAGCAACUCUGUUAUGAUUAGUUUGAGUGUAGGUAAUUGCUUUUAGGAAUUUUAAACUGUUUUAGAAGGUUGUUUUAAACUGUUUUUUUAGUUGUGCACCAUGGACUCUCUUGGUGGAUGGCUGUGUGCCUUCCCCUGUGCUAGGACCUUAAUAAGAAUCUGCCAGAUCUAUCAGCAAAACUUGGGUUGUAGGGAUUUCCCAUCAACAGGCUGGGUGGCAGCAAUCCCCACUGAUUGAUGCUAGCCUGCCCCCAUCCUUCUGCCUUGAUCUCAGGAGCUUUAUGUUUUGCAGGCAGGGUGGUUAAGUACUUGCACAAGCUUGGGCUUAUUACCAUCUGAGUAUUCCUCCUUGGGUUUGGCUAGGUCCCUGGUUAUUGAGGAGACAGUACCACCACCACAAAGUUUGCUCUCUGUGCCCACUUGUAUCUACCUGAUAUCCAUCUCCAAGAGUUUCCCCAAACAAUUUAUUGACAGCACAGGUUUGUCUUCUACUUGUGGGGAGAACACUGCUGCUGCUACACUAAUAAUAAUAAUAAUAAUAAUAAUAAUAAUAAUAAUAAUAAUAAUUUAUACCCCGCCCUCCCCAGCCAAGACCAGGCUCAGGGUGGCUAACACCAAAUAUAAAAACAAUUGGUUGAAAUACAGCUUAAAAAACAAGAUUAAAAUACAACAUUAAAACUUUAAGAUGCAGCCUCAUUUCAGUGGAAACUCAAAUCAAAAACGUUUUGGGGAUGAAAACGUCAAGUCUUCACCAAGGCUAACUAUCCAGACAGGUCCUAUGUGGGCCAGAAAAAAGCCAGGGAAGUCCCCAAAUACGAGUUCCAACACAGAAGGAGAAAGGAAAAAAGAAAGAAAGAGGGGGAGGGAAUCAAACUGAUUCCAAGCCAAAAGCCAGGUGGAAUAACUCUGUAUUACAGGCCCUGCGGAAAGAAAUCAGAUCCUGCAGGGGCCUGGUCUCAUGAGACAGAGUGUUCCACCAGGCCAGAGCCAGUGUUGAAAAGGCCCUGGCUCUGGUUGAAGCUAAUCUGACUUCCUUAGUGCCCGGGACCUCUAGGAUGUUGCUAUUUAAGGUCCUCCGUGGGGCAUAUCAGGAGAGGCGGUCCCAUAAAUAUGAGGGCCCUAAGCCACAAAGGGCUUUAAAGGUCAAAAACAGCACCUUAAAUCUGACCCUGUACUCCACCGGGAGCCAGUGCAGCUGGAAAAACACUGGGUGAAUAUGCUCCCAUGGCAGAGACCCCAUGAGGAGCCUCACUGCAGCAUUCUGCACCCGCUGGAGUUUCUGGGACAGCUUCAAGGGCAGCCCCGCGUAGAGUGAAUUACAGUAGUCAAGCCUGGAGGUGACCGUCGCAUGGAUCACUGUGGCCAGAUCAGGGCGGGAAAGGUAACGGACCAACUGCUUGAUGCGGCGAAGGUGGAAAAAUGUUGCCUUGGCUGUUGCUGUAACCUGCACCUCCAUGGAAAGGGAGGUGUCAAGGAUUACACCUAAACUCUUAACGGAAGGCAAUGACACAAGAGAAGGGAGUUGGUCCCUCAUCCCUAUGCCAUCCCGACCCAGCCAGAGGACCUCUGGCUUCGAAGGAUUUAGUUUCAAUCGGCUCCCACGAAACCAUCCAGCCACAGCUUCCAAGCAUCUGGUCAGUGUGUCCGGGGCCGAGUCGUGUGACCAUCCAUCAGCAGAUAGAGCUGAGUGUCAUCAGCAUAUUGGUGACAACCCAGCCCAAAGCUCCAGACAAUCUGGGCAAGGGGGCACAUAAAGAUGUUAAAAAGCAUCGGGGAGAGGAUUGCGCCCUGUGGCACUCCACACACCAAGGAGUGGUGCAAUGACAUCUCCCUCCCUAGCACCACCCUCUGUCCCCGACCAGAGAUAAAGGAGCACAGCUAUUUUCAGGCUAUGCCCUGUAUUCCCACGUCGGUGAGGCGGUGGUCCAGAAGAUCAUGAUCGACGAUGUCAAAGGCUGCUGACAAAUCUAAGAGAAUCAGCAGUCCCGACCCGCCUCGAUCCAGUUGUCUACAGAUAUCAUCUGUUAGGGCGACCAGAGCCGUCUCAGUCCCGAAACCAGGAUGGAACCCAGACUGAAAUGGAUCUGAAAUGUUAUAUGAUUGACAGCUUUGCAGUAGCCUGUUUGUGAACAUCUAACCUUCCUCUUUCCCACCUCCCUCUUCCCACCCUAAAUAGCCUCCUGUCAAUUGAAAAGAGAGGGUUUUUUAUAGAAAGUUUGGUAGAGCUCUGUCAACACUUUGUCACUUUGAGCUCAGGAAGACCAGAACUGAGCAGAGGCACACUCCCGCACUGGAAGGUUAUCCCAAGGCUAACUUGCAUAGCCCUGCUCACUGGAGCAAGUAGGAAGAAAAAGUCAUUGUAAAAGUCCUCUUCCACUGUAAGGGGGAAAGUGUACUUUGGGAACACACAACGAAUGAUAUACAGAUUACCGUAAAUCUGGCCCAGUUGGCUUGCCAGUCAUAUCUGCAUGUAUAAACAACUUUGUAGAAUCAUAGGCUUGGAAGGGACCAUGAGGGUCAUCUAGUCCAUCCCUCUCUGCAAUGCAUGAAUCUUUUGCUCAAUGUGGGGCUCAAAACCACGACCCUGAGUUAAGAGUCUCAUGCUCUACUGACUGAGCUAUCCCAGGAUAGUUCCUCAUAACUUGAUUAUGUCUCCUUUCUUAAGCCAAAUAGGGGUGCACUGGGUUAAGAAUCAGUGACCAUGUUUUCUGUGUUUGUAGGCUCCUUCGCCCAGGAAAAGUGGCAUAGAUAAAUCUAGUCGUUAA